Messenger RNA from Thecamonas trahens ATCC 50062, 1407 nucleotides. RefSeq lists its product as uncharacterized. Gene Ontology annotation, cellular component: Cul3-RING ubiquitin ligase complex; cytoplasm. Bases 1 to 1395 code for a protein of 464 amino acids. Lineage: Eukaryota; Apusomonadida; Apusomonadidae. Gene Ontology annotation, biological process: protein homooligomerization; proteasome-mediated ubiquitin-dependent protein catabolic process. Gene Ontology annotation, molecular function: calcium ion binding; cullin family protein binding. The transcript is spliced from 2 exons. The record is from RefSeq and is a predicted model, not a curated record.
AUGGGCAUCCGGCACGACGAGACGCCGCUCGAGGUGAUGUCGGAUGAGCUUGACAUCGAGGCGCAGAUUGCCAUCUGCCACGAGCUCCUCGACGUGCCUGCCAAGAUCCACGAGGUCGCAUGGCUUGUGUUUGAUCGCAUGGACCGGCGUGGACGCGGCUGGCUGAGUAUGGAGCAGACCGAAGUUGCCUUGCGCGCCGUCAACAUCUGGCGCGGCCUCCGCAUCCCGCACUACUCGGACAUGUCGGUCCUCAUGCAUCGCUUUGAUCUCGACGACAAUGGACGACUCGAGUUUGUCGAGUUCCUCAACCUUCUCGUCCACGUUGUCGAGCUCACCCUCCUCUACUGGGGUGAGUCCAUCUCCUACUCGGCGUCGGCGAGCGAGUCGUCACACUCAUCUGUCUCGAGGAUGCAUGAGAUGUUUGCGUUGCUAGCCAAGUCGGGAUCGCUUGUGUACACAGCCAUCAAGGGCUUGGAUCUGUUUGUCAAGGCCGCCAAUCUUCAGGCCAAAAUCAUGCCCGCCUCGUCACGCAAGACCAGGUGGAUUCGGCUGGACGUGGGCGGUACGCAGUUCCUGACGACCAAGCACUCGCUGACGCAGGACAAGAAGUCGCUCUUCGGCCGGCUCUUUGCCCAUGCCGAGUCGCUCGAGGGCGAGAAAGCGGUCAAGGCGAGCUGGAACUACAAGCUCAAGGCCGUGUGGUACGGCCCGUACUCGCCAGAGGUCGCCGUCCUCUUUGCCUCGCCACCCAAGCUCUACGAUCAGGGCCUGCCCAAGGGCGCGUCGGCAAUGCAUCUGCUCGGCAAGACCAAGCUGCCGUCGCUGGCCCAGACAGCUGCCGCUGCCGCCGAGCGUGCUCAGGUCAACGCUCAGCUCAAGGACAUCGACAAGGCCGAGCGCAAGCUGGCCAAGGAGCGGCUCGCCCUCGAGGCCCGCCUCGCCGACGCGCUCAAGAGCGAGUCGGACGUCGGCGGCGAGAGUGCCAAGAAGAUCAAGAUCCAACUGAAGGAGGUCGACGAGGCGCGGAAGGGCAAGAUGCGUGAACGCGACAGUGUCAAUGCCCGCAUCCGCAAGCUGGACGCCCGCGAGGACGCCCAGCUUGCAAAGUCGUUUCUGCAGGGCGACGAUGACAUCCAGGAAGUUUUCCGCUUUGUGGCCAAUCUCAAGUUCAUCUCGCAGGAGAAGGACGACUUGUUUUACAUCGACCGCGACCCGGUCCACUUUCGCCCGGUCCUCAACUACCUCCGCUACGGGCGCCUCAUUCUCGACGCCGCUCCGGGCAUGCCGCAGCCGGAUCUGACCGGCGUUCUCGAGGAGGCCAAGUUCUUCCUCGUCCACGACCUCAUCAUCGAGGCCGAGCGGCUGCUGGCCGAUCGAGCGCGUCAGGGCUUGUGAGUUUGAGCCGAG